UAUAAGGACAUGCAGCCCCGCUUUGAUCGAAAUAACAUUGGAUUUUCAGGAUCACUAUCAUGCCAGUGUAUAGAUUUGAAGGCGAUGUAAACAUAAACUGUGUUUACUCUCCCGGAACAUGGCUUAUUAAUCGAGACAAUCUAUAUUUGACCAUAGAGGUUUUUGGAAUAACUAAAAGAACACGCUUGCUCAACGCUAUAUUCCCACUCCUCAUCCACGAAAAGUUUUCAUUCGAUAAGACUUUUUAUACUGCUCUUUCUGCCUGCAACGUUGUGGAUAGAUUAGAAGAUUACACGGUAACAAUUGAGAUAAGACAGAUUGCUGAUGUUUAUCUUGGAGGGACACUUUUAGCAUAUUACUCGACGAAUGCUAAGGAAUUUUUCUCUCCAUGUUCGAAAAUGUGUUUGAGAACUAUUCCCAAGAGAGAUUUGCUGUUGCUUAAGACGAUUGAUUUUCCAGGCGUUUCCCCAAGGCUAGAAUAUUCUGUUAGUUCUGCUAUCAAAUGUCACCCAGCUUCAUGUUAUUGCACUUGCUGUUAUUCUUUGCCACAGUGCUGCUGUUAUGAUCCAUGUCUUUACAAGCCAUUAACACCGACGCCAAGUUAUCAUCGAGCCACAGUCAACAGUGCUUUGAGAUGCCGUUAUCCUGAAUCUGAUGGGUCUAAAUGCAUUGUAGCAUCUGAUACUGCUAGUCAUAUAGCGAAGUCACAAAGUGCUUCAAGAACCUCUAGAAGCCCAAAGAGAGGGGCUAAUGUAGAUGGGCCAUAUUCGUACAGACCUCAGUGUCGACCAAGAUCAUUGUCUGCGCGUAGUCGUCAAAAUUACAAUGAAAUUUCGCCUGUUAACUCAUUAUCCACAUGGGAUCUACGUGAACGGACAAUUCGAGAUGCACAAGAUCGCAGUGAUCGUUAUUGGCAUUUGUAUCGAUUUUGGCAAAAUGAAUAUGAUCGAUUACGUUUACAAAGAUGUUGAAUUAAACAAACAAAAUUAAUUAAUUUUAUGUUCUUCCUUAAACAAAGAACACUUUCCAUUACAGAUUACUCCUACUAUUACUACUAUUAUUAUUAUUAUGAUGAUGAUGAUUGAAACUUAGAUCUUAUUAUUUCUUUGACCAUAUUCACUAUUCAAAUUAGAUUUGAAUGAUCAUUAUUUGACAUAUGAAUAUGUUUAUUGUUUCAAUUGUAUAGUUGUCAAUUCAUGUCAGGAAUUAUUAUGAUGUCAGGUAUUGAAGAGAUUAGACUAGUGUUCACAUUUUCAUUAUUUAGAGAUAUACUACUUAAUUCUAUGAAUUAUGUAUGAAUUAUACUACUUAAAAAAGAAAAGAUUUUCAAAACUUUAUUCAUGUAUUUUUGUGUUUUUUUUUAGUUCUUUUAAACUUUUAUUUUCUAUAUCUUAAACCAUUUUAUUGAUCUAAUGUGCCUUAAUUAUAUAAAACAAUAAAAAGAUGAUAGAACAUAUAAAUAUACUACUGAAAUCCAUUUAUUUAGUCAAUUAAGUAUUAUAUCAAGAUUUAUAAGAAGAAAAAAACGAAGAUCAUAUUCCAAUACAAAAACAACAACAACAACAACAAGAUUUUGAAUGAUCUAGUUCAUAUUUCAAAGAAAAAAUCUAUGGUAUUCCUGUUAUUUUUUUCAAAUUUCAUAAUGAUACUAUUUACUACUUAUUUUGUGAUGUUUCAGUAGUAUACAUUUACAAAGGAAAAUGUAUAUGUAUAUGUAUACAUCAUUGAAUGUAUGAAUUAGUAAUGUUUUAUUUAUGAUAUUAGUGUAUCAAUCACAAUAAUAAUAAUAAUAAAAUAUAAAGAUUAGUUUCAC
Molecule: messenger RNA, 1813 nt
Organism: Schistosoma mattheei
Lineage: Eukaryota; Metazoa; Platyhelminthes; Trematoda; Strigeidida; Schistosomatidae
Source: the annotation of a GenBank genome assembly